AUGUUUUUAACACAUUCAUUUUUAUUUUCAUUUAUUAAUUCUUAUUCUUCUAAAAUAUUUAUUUCAUGGAAAACAAGUUUUAAUGAUCAUGUUGAUCUAAAUAUAUUAACAAAUAAAUAUCGUACAACUGUUUGUGUUCAUGAAAUAGAAAAAGAUCGAGAUGUUAGUGGUCAUUUAGUAUCACAUGGGAUUUGGGAAGAACAUUUAGUAACACAUUUUAUUGGUAUACUCUCAACUUAUAAACAAUAUUCAUUUAUUGAUAUUGGUGCAAAUCUAGGUAUAUAUAGAAUGUAUGCAGCAUCAUUAGGUUGUUCAAAUAUAAUAUCAAUUGAAUGGUUUCGUCCAAAUAUUGAACGAAUUCGUCGAUCGAUUCAACCUGAAAAUGUUCAAAAACAAGUUGAACUUAUUCCUCGUGCACUUUAUAAUAAAUCAGAUGUUUAUUUAUCUCUUCGAGCUAAUAUUAAAAAUAAUAUUGGUUCAUAA
This is a messenger RNA of Rotaria sordida, 483 nucleotides long. The record is from the annotation of a GenBank genome assembly. Lineage: Eukaryota; Metazoa; Rotifera; Eurotatoria; Philodinida; Philodinidae.